Molecule: messenger RNA, 132 nt
Organism: Entrophospora sp. SA101
Lineage: Eukaryota; Fungi; Glomeromycota; Glomeromycetes; Entrophosporales; Entrophosporaceae
Source: the annotation of a GenBank genome assembly
AUGGAUAUAACAUCAUUAAUAGAACAUUUGGAAAGGUUUGAAAAAUUAUUAGAACCAGAUAAUAAUAACUAUGAUGUCAAAAUUUUUAUUCAUAAUGAAGAAAAACUUGCAAUCAGAGUUUCAACUAUAUAA